CGAAACCAAGUAAACCAAUUCCGUUCCUUCACUUUUACAACCACAAAGAUGAGGUGGUUAUUCUCUUCGGCGGCUGUGUUGGCGUGGACUGCGGUUGUGGCGGCGAAAAGCUUCACGGGCGACCGGUUGCUGGUUGUCCUGGAGGAGCAAAGUGAGAGGGAGAAGUACAGUGUGUUUUUGGAGGACUUGAGCUCUCGAGGAUUCUCCGCGACAGUCGAAUCACCAAAAGCCGACAAGCUCUCGCUCUUCCGCCACGGCGAGCGCGCAUACGACCACGUCCUCGUCCUCCCCGGCAAGUCGAAAGGUCUCGGCCCUGCUUUGACCGCGAACAACUUCCUCGAGUUCUUGAAGAAGGAGGGAAACAUUCUCGUCGCGCUUUCUAGCGAAGCUGUGACACCUACUGCGAUUCAGUCGGCGCUACUUGAGCUGGACAUUAGCAUUCCGGCAGACAAGGGCGCGGUUGUGGUCGACCAUUUCAACUACGACACAUCGUCUGCAGCGGAAAAGCAUGACGUUCUGCUCCUUCAGACACCCGGUGCGCUGAGACCAGAUGUUAAGAACUACUUUGGAGGCGAUGGUUAUGUUGCGGUGCCACGCGCCGUCGCUCAGGUCCUCGGAAACGACUCGCCGCUUCUUUCGCCCAUCCUACGCGCCCCGAGCACCGCCUACAGCUACAGCCCCAAGGACGAGGCUGAGGCUGUCGAGGAUCCCUUCGCGGUCGGUCAGCAGUUGAACCUCAUUUCAGCGAUGCAGGCCAACAACGCCGCGCGUCUCACUGUUCUGGGUUCUGCCGAGCUUCUGCAGAAUCAGUGGUUCGCCGAGAGCGCGAAACUCGCUGGCAAGUCGAUUAAGACCGCCAACCGCGAAUUCGCCAGCAAACUGUCCGCAUGGGCUUUCAAGGAGACUGGUGUUUUGAAGGUUGGCAAGAUCGUCCACUACCAAGACGAGGGCAAGAGCAAGAAGAUGAACACCAGCCUCGCGAUCCCCGAGAACAACCCGGGCAUCUACCGCGUCAAGAGCGACGUUCACUUCCAAGUCGAAAUCUCCGAAUACACCAACGACCACCUCUCGCCCUUCACCCCAGCCCCCACGGACAACAUCCAGCUCGAAUUCAGCAUGCUCUCGCCCUUCCAGCGCCUGAACCUUUCACCCAUCGCCCAAACCGCAAAUUCCACUGUCUUCGGCGUCUCUUUCCGCACGCCCGACCAGCACGGCAUCUUCAACUUCCGCAUCAACUACCGCCGCCCGUUCCUCACCAACAUCGACGAGAAGCGCCAGGUCACCGUGCGCCACUUUGCGCACGACGAGUGGCCGCGCAGCUGGCAGAUUAGCGGCGCGUGGGUGUGGAUUGGCGGCGUGUGGGUCACGGUCGCUGGGUGGCUGGCGUUUGUGGCCGUGUGGUUGUACAGCAAGCCCACGGAGAGGAGUGUUAAGAAGACGCAGUAGAUGCGCUAGCAAGUGUGAAGAUUUUUGAAUGGACGGUACAUUUACUCCUGGGAGCGAUGCGUAUGUAUAACAUGGGAGUUACUUUUUAAGCUUUUUGGCAUGGGAAUCGGUGGAAAAGCUAUCGAGUUAUGUAGAAUGCAAGAUGAUCUGCCCCA
Molecule: messenger RNA, 1601 nt
Organism: Parastagonospora nodorum SN15
Lineage: Eukaryota; Fungi; Ascomycota; Dothideomycetes; Pleosporales; Phaeosphaeriaceae
Exons: 3
Coding region: 49-1446 (465 amino acids)
Cellular component (GO): oligosaccharyltransferase complex; endoplasmic reticulum membrane
Source: RefSeq, a predicted model, not a curated record